This is a messenger RNA of Ictalurus furcatus (blue catfish), 1706 nucleotides long. RefSeq names its product transmembrane protein 244 (gene tmem244). NCBI's taxonomy places the organism in Eukaryota, Metazoa, Chordata, Actinopteri, Siluriformes, Ictaluridae. The record is from RefSeq and is a predicted model, not a curated record. Bases 1026 to 1457 code for a protein of 143 amino acids. The transcript has 6 exons.
UGUAGUGUCCUGACAAAUCUGCAUCAUACAUAUAGCAUGUUGCAUGCAAAUUAGCCGAGAUUUAUAAAAAUGUUUGGUCAUUUACGAUAGCUGUAACACUUGAGGUUGGAAAAACAACAACAACAAUAACAACACGCCAGUGUUAUCCAUGACCAAAAGGAUUCACUGAAUCAAAAGGCUGGCUCAGGUUCAGCAGACUUGAUUCAGACAACUCAUGCACAUUUCCAAAACCACAACAUAUAAACACGUAAAAUAAACUGAUGUUUAUACACCCUAUACAGCUUGUACAGUGCUAACAUGACGUGCAAACGAUGAAUAAAGCCUUUCUUGUCCAUCUCAGGACUCUGAAGCGUGUUUAAUCCGGCUCAGGUUGAUGUGUAAGCAUGUUGCUAAUCCCGUUAAGACGUGUCCUCGUAGACACACGGAGUUAGCAUAACACUGCUUUGCUAGCAUUGGUUGUUUUGUGAUAGUGUGUGCUCAUGUACUGUAUGUUGGAUGAUAAAACGAUAAGCAUCUGCUCUUCAUGUUGUGGGAUUACUGCUGCCGGUGCUGUGGGACGCCUCCGAUCAAAUGCCAUUGCAAGCUGUCAAUCAACACCAAGCUCAACGACACACGGGUAACGCUCUCCAUCUCGGCUUCUGGAGAUCUGUGGCAGGAUAAAACGGGCCUAAUAGUCUUAAAUCUGCGGCCGCAGUCUUUCAAAGUCAGACAUGAGGAAAAUUCAUUCAUGGAUUAGUGCAUAAAUUUGGUUAGAUGGAGGGUUUGGAUGGAUGAGUGACUAUAACGCAGAGCUGGUUGAUAUAUUUAUUCUUGUAGAACCUUCAGGAAUCCAUGCAGGGUGUGUUUAGAACAUUUAGCACAACCAGGGCGAAGAAAAACAGAAGAGAAAGGCAAAUCACGAAUCACUGACUGCCUGUGACACAAGCGCAUUGUAGCCUACGUUAAGAUCCGUCUUUGCUGAAUCAGUUGACCGUUGGAGUUGAAUGCCGUGAGCCGAAUCACACGUCGUUCUUCAGAACCUGUUAAUGUGUAUUGUGUGUUUCUACUCGCUGUACUACAUCACUCUCAGUGUGUGCAUCGGCAUCCUGAAACGAGGAGGACAGCUUAUUAGCACCGUUCAACUACAAAAUGCAACCUUCAUGGAGCAACCCGAAGUAUUUAGGGACUGUGCGUCUGUUUCUCGUGCAGCGAGCGUGAUCUCGACGGAGGUGACAUACAUCGUGGGAGGACUCGUAUUCGCCUGGAUCGUGGAGGAGUGGGUGUGGGACUACGCCUUCACCGUCACACUCCUACACAUCGGCCUCACAGUCGCUGUCAUGGCCGAUUUCCCUUCCACAGAACACUGGUGGAUCGCUCUCGGGUCAGGUUUAGUGAUGAUGAUCCUCGGCGGUCAGCUGUUGGCGCGUCAUCUUUUCCGGAAUCAUUUUGUGCAUCCCGCCGAUCUCCAAAACUUCUGACCCACUUCCCUUCACAGUGAGGAUCGUGUGCUGUUUUUUAAAUAUAUAUUAUUUAAUUUUGUAAGUGUUUUUUAAAAUUGUAGAAGUGUUCCGUGUCUGCGAGAUGUAUUUGUGUCAGUAAUCCUACAGGUAUGUACACCGGAGGAGGUGACAGGCAGUAAUACCACAGCACGUCAUCGACCCGUGUAAUCAACGGACCGUGAACAUCAUAAGAAACCAAGUUCAACGAUAUUUGAUGUUCUGGAACGU